AUGAGUUCAAAUGAAAGACGUGGUCAUGAACGAUCGGCAAGUGCUGAAUUUAAUCGUGUUGAUCGAACAGUAAAAAUUCAAAAUGCAGCUGAACGACUUCGUUCUGAAAUGCUUAAUUAUGUAACAAAUCGUUUUGAAGAAUUUUCAUCAGAAAUAAAACAAGCAUCAAAAAUGCCAUCAAUUAAUGAAAUUAUUCAACAACCUAUUGUAUCUCAUAGUGAUUUAGUAUCAAUAAAUAAAGUAGCAAAGGAAGAAUCCUCACAAACAAUAGCAUCAAAACAAAGUGUUGAUAUAAAAAAAAAAUCAUCAGCAUUUCCAACAAAAAUCUUUCGUAUGCGUUCAUCUAUACUUACAGAAUUACUUGAAGUAUCACAUAUACGUUCAAUACGACAGAUAUUUGUUUCUAUACUUGUUUUACUUGUUUUACAAGUUGCAAUUACUGAUCUAUUUGAAAAGGGCAGAGUUGAUUUUCAAUUUGAUGUUAUUCGAUGGAAUUUUUCAAAUUUAUCAGCAUGUUUACGUUUAUGGUUUUUUCUUUUUAUGUCAACAUGUGCUAUUGUUUAUUAUUGUUUUCAUUUUUGGGCAUAUAAACGUCUUUCUUUAAUGUCAAUUAAUUCAUCAAUAGAUACAGAUGAAUUUAAGAAAAAAACGACUAGUUUAAUGAUUUUUGAUUGGCUUUGGUUAUCUGCAUAUUGUUGUUAUUUUGGAUUAUUUUUAUAUAUUCCAGUACAUAUUAUUCUUGAAGAAAAUUAUCCAAUUGUUACACGAAUGAUUAUUCUUAUAGAACAAGUUCGAUUUCUUAUGAAAUCUCAUGCAUUUGUACGAGAAAAUGCACCACAUGCUAUACUUUAUGGUCAAAUUUAUUCCCAACGAAUUAAAGUAGAAGAUAUUAUUGAAAAUAAAUCAAAUGAUUCACUAAAUGAACAAAAAAAUUCUUUUAUACCACAUACACCAUGUCCAGAAUUUUCUAAAUUUCUUUAUUUUCUAUUUGCUCCAACACUUAUUUAUCGUGAUUCAUAUCCAAGAACAUCAUCUGUACGAUGGAAAUUUGUUAUUUCACAAUUAGUACAAUUUGCAACAACAUCUUUAUUUGCAUAUUAUUUAUUUUAUCGAUUUUGUUUACCUGUAUUUCGUCAUUUUAAUUCUGAACAUGUUACAUUAAAAAUAUUUGUUCUCUCAAUUCUUAAUUGUACUUUACCAGGUGCACUACUUCUAUUUUGUACAUUUUAUGGUUUUCUUCAUUGUUGGUUGAAUGCAUUUGCUGAAAUGCUUCGUUUUGCUGAUCGACAAUUCUAUAGUGAUUGGUGGACAGCAACAUCAUGGAGUAGUUAUUAUCGAACAUGGAAUAUUGUUGUUCAUGAUUGGCUUUAUACAUAUGUUUAUCGUGAUUGUCAUAAAUUACUUGGUGUUAAAUAUCGAUUGGUUUCAAUGUAUGCAGUUAUUUUUCUUAGUGCAUGUGUUCAUGAAUAUAUUAUAUCAUUAGCAUUUGGUUAUUUUUAUCCUAUACUUUUUAUUCAAUUUGCUAUUCUUGGAUUUAUUUCAAUGCUUAUUUUACCUCAACGUACACAAAACAAUGCAUUUAAUGUUUUUAUAUGGGCAUCAUUAUUUGUUGGACUUGGUAUGCAAAUGUGUUUAUAUUCAAUUGAAUGGUAUGCUCGACAAAAUUGUCCACGUUCAGUAAAUGGUCCAUUGGAUUAUUUUAUACCUCGAUCAUUUUUUUGUCGUGAAAAUGAUAUUGUUAAACCUUCCAUAUCAAAUAAUAUACCAAAUUUUUUACAUGAUUUAUAA
Molecule: messenger RNA, 1788 nt
Organism: Rotaria sp. Silwood1
Lineage: Eukaryota; Metazoa; Rotifera; Eurotatoria; Philodinida; Philodinidae
Source: the annotation of a GenBank genome assembly